Strongylus vulgaris is the source of this 594-nucleotide messenger RNA. The record is from the annotation of a GenBank genome assembly. Lineage: Eukaryota; Metazoa; Nematoda; Chromadorea; Rhabditida; Strongylidae.
AUGGAAGAUUGUAUCAGUCGUUUAGACACCAUAUCAGAUACCUGCCUUUUGAUGUUGCACCUAGAGCUGCGAGUGCAUUGCUUCUUCCAUCUUCUCCCAUUAGCUAGGCCUAGAAACGUCAGCGUUCAUGAAGAACUGGAUCCUGAGGUUAUCGAACUAGGACGAGACCUUCAAUCUUUCUAUCAGCUUCUUUCAUCUAUACUUUCGCAGCCAAAACUUCGCUACAUCUUUGACGGGCUGGGACAUUUAUGUGCUGCUAUAUUUAUCCAUUCAAGCCAGCAUAUGCCGCGCCUAUCCGAAGCUGGAAAGAAGCGAGUUUGUCGAAAUAUCUGGGGUGUGCAGCAGCGAUUGUCACAGAUCACUUCAAGAAGAGAAGCUGAACUCGACAGAGCGCGGGCUUUCUUUGAGCUAUUAGCUCAUGAACCAGAUCGCCUCCUAGCUCAACUGCCAGACCGGCGCUCCCAGUUCACUCCCGUGGAAAUGAGCCAUCUGGUUGCCCUUUCCGUACGUUCGCAUCCAACACUUGCAAGUCAGCAUGGUGCUCUUGAGCAACGGCUUGCACAACUUUCCGCAUUGCUGAAGCAACCUAUCUAA